UUUGACAUUACAUUGUUGUUAUUAAGUCAACUCUUAUGAUGCUGCGACUUUGAUCCAUUCAUUUCUGAACUUCCUGCUGGUGGGAAAAUAAAGCUCUGAUAAGAGCAACAAUGUGUGUGAGUCUCCACUGCUGAGAUCGACAUUUCAAGGUGUCGCCACUCACGUGCUCCUCACCUCUACUGCCCUUUGAAGCCACUGGUCGUGUUAACAUGCUCAUAGUUGUGUCUGGGUCCAAACCAGGUGUGGCUGAAUACAGAGACCUCACUUCCUGCCCUUCCCUCUCCUGUGCUCCCCGCCUCACUGUCCCAAGUGUCACCAUUGAAGGUCAGCGUGGUGCCAUCCACACAGAGGCCAUUGUUGACGUGUGAAGAGUGCGAGGAACAGUGGGAGUCAGAGGUCACUGCUAUAAUAGGGAGGGAACAGUGGAGCUGCAGCACUCUCCAGGUGACGUGUCAGCCUUUUGGUGGAUAAAGGUUUAAAGGUAUUUUGGAUGUUGUGGGUGUACAUGCAUGAUCAGUGUUGAUGUUCCAUGGAUUGUGUUUGUUUUGCUUGCGUAUGGGUGUGUUUUUCCUGUGUGCCUCCGACUGAGUGUGGUUUGAGAUCAAAUUGUGUGCUUGUCUGAAGUCUACCGUCACCAUUGCAGUGAUACUGUCUGUGUGUGCGUGUGUGUAUACGUGCGUCUGUGUAUUUGUAUGUUCUUUGCUUUGCUUAAUUUCAUGCAUGUAUGUCUGAUCACUCAUGUCAAUAGCAUUAGUGGAAAAGGUGGUGAAAAUGGACUGUCAUCACAAACUGCCAUGGACAAAUGAACCUGCAGAACAAGCUGGCAGCAAACUGGAGGCAGGGUCAGAGUUCUUCAGUGGGAGAGGCACCUCUACCUGUCGUACCUGCUGUCCAGUGGUCAGUCUGUCUGUCUCCUGUCUGCUGCUGCUACUCACCUGCCUCACUCUCACCGUCCUCUAUUCCAGCCAAAGGGUAGGCAGUCCACGAUGGAGAAAUCUGGUCCUGGACUGUCAGAACAUCAGCCAGGACCUUUCUCUCAUAGAGCAACACAUGGAGCUGAAAUGCAACAAUGAAGAGUUGACUCCCCGAGGCCACCUGCUGGACAAACUACGCAAACAACUGAACGAGACUUCAGCUGAACUAGACGUGACACGUUUGGCCUUCACCUCAGAGAGGACUCGUCUGAUGGAGCAAGUACUGAACCAGACCGCUGCGAACCUACAGCUCACUCAAGAGCAUGAAGCGCUGGCCCAGAAGGUGUUGCGGCAGCAGGAGGAGAACAGGAACAAGUCGAUGACCAUUGAAGAGCUCGUCCAUACGUCCGCUCGACUGCAGGAGGUGCAGAGGAAUCUCCGCGAGGAGAGAGAGCGACUAAGGGACGAGAUGGUGAACAAGAACCGGGAAGUUCUGGUGAUGAACGACAAGCUUCAAAGAGAAAUCCAGAAAAUUAAAGACGAUGCCACAAGCAUAAGCAUUAAGAUCGCAGAAGAGCAAGUCAGAAACCAGAACUUGAGUCUGCUUCUGGUAAAAGCUGCUGAGCAGGAGGAAAGCCAGAGGAAAGACUCACAGAAGAUUCUAGAAGAAUUACAGUCAAGCAAAGAAGCUCUCCGUGUCCUGGACCUGUACUGCCCCGUGGUCAACCAGAGGACCAAUGAACGACUCUGCAAAAAAUGUGACGACGGCUGGGAAUUCUUCCAGAAUCACUGCUAUUACUUCUCGAGCCGGACGCUGCCAUGGAACGCCAGCAGGCUCUGGUGCCAGUCACAACGGGGCGACCUUGUCAUUGUGAACAGCCAGCAAGAACAAAUGUUUAUUUUCAACACCAGUGAAGCUCUGGAGUCUGGAAGCCGAGCCUGGAUCGGUCUGACCGAUGGAGAGGUGGAGGGCGAUUGGCGCUGGGUGGAUGGAAGCUCACUGUCUAGUGAUUUAAAAUGUUGGCUCACCAGACCUGGUAAGGCUCCAGAACCAGAUGACUGGAAGCAGCGUGAUCCACUAGGAGAAGACUGUGGACACAUAGAUACCAUAGAGAGAGUUAUGGAGUCUUGGAUGGAUGCUUCAUGCCAACAAGAGCACAGAUGGAUCUGUGAAAAGAAAAUUCAGAUUCAACUCUCCUGAAAUGUCUAUAUGUUUGUGGUGGGUUUGUUUCUAAA
This is a messenger RNA of Synchiropus splendidus (mandarinfish), 2150 nucleotides long. Its product is annotated as CD209 antigen-like protein B. Lineage: Eukaryota; Metazoa; Chordata; Actinopteri; Syngnathiformes; Callionymidae. Gene Ontology annotation, cellular component: external side of plasma membrane. The transcript is spliced from 6 exons. The record is from RefSeq and is a predicted model, not a curated record. Gene Ontology annotation, biological process: biological process involved in interspecies interaction between organisms. Gene Ontology annotation, molecular function: carbohydrate binding. The coding region runs from base 739 to 2115 and encodes 458 amino acids.